AUGUUGUCAGCACCAAUACUUUUGGUAGCGUUCUUAGCUGCUGGAGCUGCCGCAGCUCAGGAACGUAGCGCACAGGUUGAUCUGGGCUAUGAGAUCCAUGAAGGGUAUCUGAAUGAGACAACCGAGAUCUACAAGUUCAGCAACAUCAGGUUCGCGGAACCUCCUGUUGGUGAUCUGAGGUUUGCCGCGCCUGUAUAUCCAAGGGGCUCCAGUAGCCAUGUUGAGAACGGCAAUGUGUCAAGGACGUGUCCACAAGCUCGCGGGACAGGGUCGAUUGUCAACCAGCUCUGGGUGGCCUCGAUCGUCGCCGGCAACUAUACUCAGUUCAACCUGACGGAAGCUCAACAGCUACAGCAGGCGUAUCUGGCUUCGACGCCGCCUGCUCGUCCGGAUCCUUCAGAGACAGAGGACUGCUUGUUUCUCGAUGUGUAUGUUCCGCAGGGCGUAUUCGAAAACUCGACAGGCACGAAUGGCACGAACAGUACUGGUCCAGGUUGGAAUGAUUACUCUAAUGGCACUUCAAUCAGUGGCGUUCCCGUGCUCAUCUGGAUCUAUGGCGGCGCAUACGUGGUCGGAAGCAAGAACACCGCUAAUGGAGCGGGCCUCAUUGAAGCCAGUCAGCUUGACGGAGGACCAGGUCUGAUAUUUGUAGCUCUCAAUUACCGACUUGGCGCUCUGGGCUGGAGCGGAGGACCGACACUCCAGGGUGCGGGAGGUGUAUCAAAUGCAGGCCUCUACGACCAGCGCUUGGCCAUAGAAUGGGUUGCCGAAAAUAUCCAUCUCUUCGGUGGCGACAAGAACCAGAUCACUAUCAUGGGAGAGUCAGCAGGAGGUGGCUCAGUGCAACAUCAAAUCACUGCCUAUGGUGGCCAGCAGCCAGUCUCCUUCCAGAGAGCAAUUUCGCAGAGUCCAGGCUAUGGUCCCACGCCCUCAGUCUACCAUCAAGAGACUCUAUUCCAGCAGUUUCUGACCCUAGCAAACGUCAGCAGCGUUGAAGAAGCCCGUCAACUCAACUCCUCGGCCGUCAUUCGCGCGAACCAGCAACAAAUCGCUGCAGGAGUCAGCUACAACCCUACCGUAGAUGGCAUCUUUGUCCCAGCACUACCGGCACUCCUUCUCAAUGCUGGCGCGUUCGCCAAAGAUGUCGAGGUUAUGGUCGGGCACAACGCCAAUGAAGCACCCGGAUUCACGCCACCAAAGACAGGCGCCAACUACAGUUCUGAGGAGAUCGCUUUAUACCUCUCCGCAUCGAUUCCGGGCGUCCAGGAUGCAGUCGUCGACACGAUUGUUGAAGAUCUCUACCCUGAGAUCUACGAUGGUUCCCAACCCUAUAAAGACAGUCUUCAUCGCGUCAUGCUCAUCAUCUCUGACGCUUAUUUCACCUGCAACACCAACUACCUCAACAAAGCCUUCAAAAAUCUCACAUAUGCGUAUGAGUUCCAGGUUCCGCCGGCUCUGCAUGGCCAAGAUGUCCGCUACACCUUUUACGAUGGUGGCGGCGACAACCCUUCACAAGGCCUGAUUGCGGCCAUAGCAGAGGUUCAUCAGGCUUACAUCGUAAAUUUUGCUUCGUCGGGCGAUCCGAACGGGCCUGAUCUGCCGGUUUUCCCUAUGCAAGGCAACAAUGCGUCCAUGAACGCGUGGAACGCCACUGCUGUGAAGACUGAGAGGGACGACACGGUCAAUGAGAGGUGUCGGUGGUGGCAGAAGUCUUUGUUUGCUUAA
Cyphellophora attinorum is the source of this 1725-nucleotide messenger RNA. Its product is annotated as Lipase 1. The transcript is spliced from 5 exons. Bases 1 to 1725 code for a protein of 574 amino acids. The record is from RefSeq and is a predicted model, not a curated record. Lineage: Eukaryota; Fungi; Ascomycota; Eurotiomycetes; Chaetothyriales; Cyphellophoraceae.